AUGAGUGGAGGAGAAAGUGAUCCAGCGUCCCCUGCUGUUUCUAGUAUAUGGGCUCGUUUGAUAAAAGUUGCUCAGCAAAAAAAGGCUAAGGAAGAAUCAACAUUGUCAGCUGUAGAACGACAAACAGAACAAUCACGUAAAGGUGGAACUAUUUGGGAAGCCGUACGAAAAGCUGAUGAAGAGGCUAUGAAACGUCUUGUUGGACUGGAUCCUGCUAAUGUUAAUGACAGGGGUCCAGUUGGUGAAUGUCCAAUACAUAUGUUAUUUUUAUAUGGAUCUGAAACUCAUCUUAAUAUGGGUCGUUGGUUGAUCACAAAUUACCCAAGUACAAUAACUCAAAUCUACAAUCAACCUGAAUAUUAUGGUGAAAAUGCUCUUCAUAUUGCAAUUAUCAAACGAAAUGCAAGUUUAGUUGAAUGGCUUCUAGGUGAUGAACAAAAUCGACCUUAUCAAAAAAAACAACUAACAGCCAGUGCUUGUGGAGAUUUUUUUAAAGUUGGUCGACCUUGUUAUUAUGGUGAAUUCCCAUUAUCAUUUGCAUGUUGCACAAAUCAAUGGCAUAUUGCAGAAAUUUUACUUAAAUAUGGUGCAGAUAUGGAUGCGGCUGAUUCAAAUGGAAACACUGUUUUACAUUUACUUGUUAUUCAUGGUUUACCUAAAAUGUAUACAAAAAUAAAACAACGUUGGAUAGAAUUGCGAGAUGCUGAAAAACCUUCAAGCGAUAAUGAAGAUGAUGAUAAAAGUUCAACUGACAACGAAAAACCUACACUAUUAUGGAAACGUUUAAACAAAAAUGGAUUUACACCAUUAACAUUAGCAGCUAAAUUGGGUAAAGCUGAUAUGUUUUCAUUUUUACUUGAAGAACGUAAAAUAACACAAUGGAGUUAUGGACCUGUUUCGUGUGUCCUCUAUCCACUUGAUCAAGUUGAUUUAGAUUUUGAAAAAGAUGAUGAUGAUAAUGACGAUGAUGCUGAUAAGAAAAGUGGUGAUGGUGAUGGUGAGGAUGAUGAUGAGGAUAAAGCUGUUGGUGCUCUUGAAAUAAUUGUUCAAAAUGCACAUGUUGAACUUAUUAUGCAUCCACGUCUCGUUGAUUUAGUUAAUAAAAAAUGGGAGCGUUUUGCACGACGAAUUUUUUUCCAUCGUUUUCUUAUUACAUUUUCAUAUUUACUUAUCUUUAUGUUGACAACUAUUCUUGAUCAGACACGAACAGAAGAGACAAGCGGUGAAGGCGAUGAUCUUGUAGUAAUCAGUAUGGAACCAGCAGGAAUGAUGUGUCAAACCUUCUGCACAGUUGGUCGUCUUUUUGUAUUAUUUGGAGCUAUAUAUAAAGGCAAUUCUGAAUAUAACGAAAUGACUAGUUUAGGUAUUAAAAAAUAUUUUCAAACGACGGGUUCCGGUCUUCUUGAAAAUUGUUUAGCAUGUUCAUUUUGUUUCAGUAUAUACGUGGUGAAUAUAUUACGUUUAUUUGAUCUUCCUCUUGAAACAGCUGCAUUAGCCAUAGCAUCAAUUCUUGGUUGGGGUUAUAUGCUGUUUUUCGUAAUGGCUUUUCGUUUAACAGGUCCAUUUGUUGUGAUGAUUUGGGAAAUGUUAUGUAAUGAUGUUCUUCGAUUUUUUAUUAUUUAUGCUGUAUUUCUUGCUGGUUUUUCACAAUCAUUUUUUAUCCUAUUUGAUAAUAAUGGUUUUCCCGGUUUUCUUGUUAGUGUUAAACAAAGUUUUCUGGGUAUGUUAGGUGAUUUCGAUCUUGAUGCCUAUUCUGAUACAUCAUACCAUUAUGUGAGUGUCACAUUACUCAUUUCCUAUAUUAUUGUUGUAACAAUAUUAUUGCUCAAUUUACUUAUUGCUAUGAUGGGUGAUACAUAUGGAAAUGUUAUUGAAGGUGCAACACAAAUUUGGCAUUUAGAAAGAGCACGUAUUGUGUUUGCCAUUGAAAAUGAAAUGACAACUGAAGAACGUAAUUUACCAUCAAAUAAAUAUUGGACUAAUGUUGAUGGUGAAAGAUAUUUACAAGUUGAAGAAAUUGAUGAAGCAUAUAUUCGUGAUGAUGAAGAUGAAGAUAAUAGUGAUGAUAAAAAAGAAGAUGAAGAAAAAUAA
Messenger RNA from Adineta steineri, 2091 nucleotides. Lineage: Eukaryota; Metazoa; Rotifera; Eurotatoria; Adinetida; Adinetidae. The record is from the annotation of a GenBank genome assembly.